Messenger RNA from Drosophila obscura, 1568 nucleotides. RefSeq names its product fibrinogen-like protein 1. The record is from RefSeq and is a predicted model, not a curated record. The coding region runs from base 122 to 1456 and encodes 444 amino acids. The transcript has 2 exons. NCBI's taxonomy places the organism in Eukaryota, Metazoa, Arthropoda, Insecta, Diptera, Drosophilidae.
UUCAAGUUCAAGUGCAGCUUGGAAGUAGUUCUUAUCAGCAGACAGCUUUGCAUUAGCUUCCGGAUUUGCGUAGCUCAUAAAAUAUGCAUUUCGCUGUGAUUUCAGUUUAAUUUUGAUUGCAAUGUGCACGGUUCAGGGAAUAAGUCUCAAAAUGGAAAACUAUUUCGUUUUAGUGCUGAUUGUGUUGGCUGUACCCUGGUCCUUUCAGGCCAUUCCCAAGAUAAAGCCAACCAAGGAUGUCAAUAAGGACUUGAAAAACAAAACAGAUGUAGUACCCGCAAGUAGCCUGCCCAUUGCCAAUGUAACAGCUGUGGCCGAGAAGUUGGCAGAAGUCCACAUUGAUCAGCACAAAACCAUUCGCAUUAGUAAAGGAGAUCUGGAUGAUCUGUUGGAUGUUUAUAUGGGUAAAAUAGCAGAAAGUGCAGCCACCAUCAAGGACAAGGAAAAUGAAAUAAACAAACUGCAAACCAAGGAACACACUGACGACGAUCUACUGAAGAGAUUUGAGAACCUCACCGAGAAUUGCAAUGCUCAGAAUGCUAUCUAUACAGCAAAGCUGAAGGAAAAGGAGGAUAAAAUCAAGGAGCUCGAGCAGAAGGUAAAGGUCUACGAAACCAGAUUGAAGAGGAAACAGCUGGUGUUGACAGAGUUGAGAAAACAUAACACCUCCAGUGCGGCAUUGAUCGAUCAUCUGAAGGCCAAAGUCGUGUACUUUGAAGGUAAAUUCAGGGAGAAGAAGGAUGACCUGUUGGCAGACUGGGAGGCAGCCACCACCAGCUGCAUGCCCUUUGGCGUGUCGCCUGGAAUUCAUUUGAUACAUCUGCCCGGGUUUCUGCCCUUUCUGGUGCCCUGCGAGGGUCUCCCAUCGGUAGGUCCUGGCUGGAUGGCUAUUCAGCGCCGAUUGGAUGGCUCUGUGAACUUCUAUCGCAACUGGGAUCAGUAUAAGAAGGGGUUUGGCAAGCUUAACGGGGAGUUCUUCAUUGGCCUCGAAAAACUGCACCGCAUGACCAACUCCCAGCCCCAUGAGCUGUACAUAAGCUUCAGGAGAUUCAAUGGGGAGACGAGCUAUGCUCACUACGAUGACUUUGUAAUCGGCAGUGAGGAGGAAGGCUACGAAUUGAAAUUACUCGGCCAUUAUCAAGGCAACUCCAGCGAUGCGUUGCGCACCCAUGACAAGAUGAAAUUCUCAACUUUCGAUAGGGAUAACGACGAAUUUACGCAUAUGAAUUGCGCCGAAUAUCACCACGGUGCCUGGUGGUACGACUUUUGUUCGCGAAGCAAUUUGAAUGGCAAAUACUUCAAAGCUGAGGUGGACAAUGUCCAGGGCAUUUUCUGGGAGCCCUGGUAUAGUUUCAGAUCUCUGAAAUCCGUACAGAUGCUAAUCCGCCCAAAGAGCCAAAUGGAGCUGAAAGAUUUGCCGAGCACAAAGCGAACCUCUAGAAAUUCCUUAAAAUGAAUCUCUCCAUCGGCUCAACACACAAAUUCUCAUUAUUUGUAAUAAUUUAAUUUAAUUUUUUUCUAGCAGCCUAAACAGAAACAGUGAAACGAGAUAAAUCUCACUCCGAAGC